Molecule: messenger RNA, 1595 nt
Organism: Aricia agestis (brown argus)
Lineage: Eukaryota; Metazoa; Arthropoda; Insecta; Lepidoptera; Lycaenidae
Gene: DNApol-alpha50
Product: DNA primase small subunit
Exons: 8
Coding region: 121-1320 (399 amino acids)
Biological process (GO): DNA replication, synthesis of primer
Cellular component (GO): alpha DNA polymerase:primase complex
Source: RefSeq, a predicted model, not a curated record
UCGGAAUUUGCACGUUGUAGAUAAAAUUGAUAUAAUUGUAUUAAUUUUAUCUGAAUAAAAUCAUCAUAUUGAUUUAAAUUUAAAAAGAAUCUGUUAACAUUACAAUAGCGCCGGAUAAAAAUGGUCGGGCAAUAUGAUGAAAACUUAUUACCUGAUAUGUUGCCUAUAUACUAUACGCGACAAUUUCCUCAGAAAAUAUUAUGUCGCUGGCUUUCAUGUGGUAGUAGUCCACAGCCGCUCUGCAAUAGAGAAUUAUCUUUCACACUUGCUGAUGACGUUUACCUGCGAUAUUUAUCAUUCAGUGACCAAAAAGAACUUCAAACACUAUUCCAAAAGAAAUGCCCACAUAAAUUAGAUAUUGGUGCUGUUUAUAACACAAAACCAUCAAUUGGCCGACAUGAUGCUGUAGUCCUGGCUAGGGAGCUUGUGUUUGAUAUAGAUUUAACAGACUAUGAUGAAAUCCGAACAUGUUGUCAGGAAGCAAAGGUCUGUGAUAAAUGCUGGAAGUUUAUGGUAAUAGCAUGUGAAAUUCUGAACACAGCAUUAAAAGAUGACUUUGGAUUUCAAAGUAUACUUUGGGUGUUUUCUGGACGACGUGGAAUACAUUGCUGGGUGUCAGAUUAUGAAGCAAGAACCCUGGACAGUCCUGGAAGAUCAGCUGUCGCCGACUACUUGUGUUUGAUAUCUGGUGGUGAAAAUCAGAGCAAGAAGGUUCAUUUAGGCAGUGACAAUCUGCAUACCAGUAUAAAGAGAGCAGUAACUAUAAUUGAUAGAUAUUUCAUUAAAGUUCUUGAAGAACAAGAAUUCUUAUCUACAGAUGAAAGGUUAAAGAAGUUUUUGAAAAUGAUUCAAGAUGAAAAUCUACGAAAUCAAGUUGAGAGCAAUUUACAAAAGAUGUCAGAGUCUUCAGUUGAAAGAUGGGAAGCUUUUGUAGAGAUCUACAACAGACACUGUAAAGAAAAUCCCAAUUCAUUUCGGAAAUCUAAAUAUUUGUUGGAAGAAAUAAAAAUUCAAUACUGCUAUCCAAGACUUGAUGUGAAUGUUACAAAAGGUUUCAACCAUUUGCUUAAGUCCCCAUUCAGUAUUCAUCCAAAGACUGGAAAGGUUUCUAUAGCAUUUAAGCCAGAGAAUGCUAAAAAUAUGAAGCUAGAAGACAUACCUACAAUUUACACUUUAUUAGAUGACAGUGCUUCAGAAAAUAGCAAACACGAUAGUAACAUGAAGUUAGCAGUAAAAACGUUUCAAGAAGUUGUAUUUUCUUUGGAGAAGGCAGAGGCGUUAAGGCGAAGAAAUGAAGCAAGUGCCACCCUGGAUUUUUAACAGUGCUACAAAUGCAGUCUGCUAAGAAAACAUCAAAAGUCUAAUAAAACAGCUGUGUAGCAUUCAACAAAUGUAUUAUUACAACUCAUUUUAAAACAUAAUAUACAAAAUAUAAUAAUAUAUUCUGGCAACACUCACAAAAUUAUCUACUAGCAAAUAACAAUACAAAAUAUAAUUAAUUUCAUAUUCGAUAUUUUGAGUCCAAUCCUCCUUAGUGCUAAAACGCGGUCUGUGAUUUCACUAUUGCGAACCCUCAUAUAUUUAUUGCGUGAUUA